AUGCGCUCCAACACAGCCAUUAGAGGUGGGAGCAAUAGUGGCAGUCGUGGUGCCCCCGUGAUCAUAGGAACAAGCACAUCGAGUAGUGGACGACCGAUGGUAACAGUUCCAGCUCCAUAUGUCCCUGAAGAACUGGUUUCACAAGCACAGGUGGUGCUUCAAGGCAAAAGCAGAAACUUGAUAAUUAGGGAAUUGCAGAGAACCAACUUAGAUGUGAACCUGGCAGUGAACAAUCUUCUAUCCCGAGAUGACGAAGAAGGCGAGGAAGGAGACGAUGCAGCCGAUUCUUACGUUCCUGAAGAUCUAAUCUCGCUUUUAGAUGGUGGCUUUCACACAGACCAUUCAGUCAUCAUUGAUGCUGACGCUAUGUUUUCAGAAGAUAUGUUUGGAUAUUCUGGAAUGAGAGGACGCAGCAGUCAAAGUGGUAGUGGCCCCAGUGGCAGCGGACGUCGUAGCAUGGCUGAUAGAGAUGCACCCAUUACUAGUUCCGAUAGAGAAAGGGAAAAUUUCUCAAGAUGGAGAGACAGACAAUACUUAGGACCCAGAAGAUGGUUGGAGACGGCUCUUAGAGACCCAUACGAGAAAGAUUCAGAUCAUAAGAAGAAAGACAGCGCUUGUCCACUGUGGAUUUCGGAUGAUUUGGAAUUUUGGCCAGAGCCAGCGCCUAAGUUCAUACAAAUAGCAACUUUGUACAGUGAAUUGAUCGCCCUUUCUUCAACUGGUCAACUGUAUCAGUGGAAAUGGAGUGAACAUGAACCUUACAAACAUCCUGAGAACCCCAAUGUCCAUCAUCCAAAAACAAUCCCACUGGGUUUAGCAAACGAGAAGAUUACCCAACUUUCAGCAUGUUGUACACGCUGCUCUGUUGCAUCAGAAACCGGGAAAGUGGCAACGUUUAUAGAUGAGGGUCUGACUAUGGUUGCUGGGAAAUUAGAACAACCCGCGCAGGCAUAUACUGAGUUCCAGACGGACAAGAUCGUUCAGUUGUACACUUGUCCCUUGUACACUGUUGCCAGAUUGGACAGUGGAAGUCUAUAUUGGUGGGGUGUCCUACCAUUCACCCAACGCAAACGCCUAUGGGAGAAGUACCGCGCCAAAUGCCGCAAACAACGCCCAAGCACGAACGCUUCCCAAUCUGAGAUCGUCACUGGGUCCCAAGUGUGCAUGAAGAACAGCCCCAUGUACCAGACGGGCGCCAUUGGGAUCACAAUCGUGGGUAGCGUACCCAAAGUGGGCCAGCUGAUGAACGCAGCAUGGACGCUGAGUGACACCUGCACGUUCAAGGUGCUGAAUGUGAACGGUGGAAGUAGUACUAAUGGGGCAACUGGGGGCGAGAAGGCGGAGAAAAAGACAGAAAAUUUGACAGCAAAUCUAAGUACCAAAAACUCGUCAAAAGAAAAUACUGACAGACUUGAUAUGCCACCACCACCAUCUCCUGCAUCUAGUACAUGCAGUGAUACAGGCAGCAUCACCAAUAGUCACAAACGUCAAAAACGUCUGACCGCGUCGUUGUCAGCUAACGACGCAUCAUCUUCCUCACUGGACCAGCGUAAAGACGAAGAAGAAUGGUUGUUGAGGGACGUGGUGUUUGUGGAGGACGCCAAAGGCGCUCCAGUCGGCAGGGUACUCAAAGUAGAUGGCGCUUAUGCGGCAGUCAAGUUCCCCUCCACAUCGCAGAACAGAGAUCGAGAAGGCAAGGAAGAUGACAUUUGCGUCCUGCUAGAUUGUAGGUUGAUGAGAAAGGAUGACCUACAGGUGAUAAAAUCCUCUUCAACGUCUCGCACACCAGACUGUUUCCAACGCACACCGCGCCGCGUCCAGAUCCCGGAAGUAGCCUCGCCAUCAUCCGGCGGCAACGGCCAUUACGGCGGCUCGGCCAAGAUCCUGACGUUGGCCGUGGACACCAGAGGCGUGCACACAAUUGUGCGCAACGGGGACAAGCUUAACUAUGUGCUGUACAAUGUGAGCAGCGGUAGAGUGGAGAGAGACAAUCAGCUUCCGGGCAAUUUCAUGGCGUUCAUGGGCGCUGGGGCUGGGAAUGUCGAACUGACGUGUGCAGGGGAGAGCUCUGAAUCAGUGUUGAUUCUCCGUGACGGCAACAACACUAUCUACCCAUUGGCCAGAGACUGUGCCGACGCCAUUCGUGACCCGCAACCCUUGGACUUGCCGCCUGUCAAGUGCAUUGCCACCGGGUCUAUAGCACUGCUUGGCGCAACCGGACCUAAUAUCAAGAAUCAAGCUGCUGUUGUAGUGUUCGCAUUGGAACAGCAGUUGCUGAUGCCUAGGAUACUCAGGUGUGACGUUGAAGGUGUCAGGCAAAUGCUGGCGCAACUUGAUAGCGACAUAAAAACACAUAACUUGGCAGCAUUGUCAUUUUUAACUGAGAGGUGUGACGGCAAUAGAAACGUUUUCCAUGCUGUAGUCAACAUGUGUACGCCUACAUCAAACAAAGAUUCUGAUAGUGAAACCCAACAAUCAUUCAGCCAAGACGACCCGAUGCCUACAGGCAACUGGCCGCCAGAAUUCGAGGUAGCAUCUGGCGAUGAAGACAGCCUGAUGAGCCUAAACAAGGGGAGUGGUGGAGCUGUUGGGGGUGCGAACGCAGGAACUAACUGCGGCGGAAAUGGUACCACUGCGGGGGUUGGUCCUCCCCCGUUGGAUCCGGCUGAAAGAAGAGCGAAUGCACUGCAGAUCCUCCGAACGUUGCUGUAUGAUUCCGCUGCGGUCGAGGCGCAUCUUGUUGAACUGCUGUGUGCUAAGGAUGCCCAAGGCCAAACACCAUUUAUGUUGGCAGUAUCAUCUCGUAGCUACCCAGCUGCGCUAGAAUUGUUUGAAAGAAUCAUGAAGUAG
Molecule: messenger RNA, 2850 nt
Organism: Acanthoscelides obtectus
Lineage: Eukaryota; Metazoa; Arthropoda; Insecta; Coleoptera; Chrysomelidae
Source: the annotation of a GenBank genome assembly